Messenger RNA from Durotheca rogersii, 2370 nucleotides. RefSeq names its product 6-phosphofructokinase. The transcript is spliced from 4 exons. Bases 1 to 2370 code for a protein of 789 amino acids. Lineage: Eukaryota; Fungi; Ascomycota; Sordariomycetes; Xylariales; Xylariaceae. Gene Ontology annotation, molecular function: fructose-6-phosphate binding; 6-phosphofructokinase activity; ATP binding. Gene Ontology annotation, cellular component: cytoplasm; mitochondrion; 6-phosphofructokinase complex. The record is from RefSeq and is a predicted model, not a curated record. Gene Ontology annotation, biological process: canonical glycolysis; fructose 6-phosphate metabolic process; fructose 1,6-bisphosphate metabolic process.
AUGGCCGCUCCGAAGAAGAAGAUCGCCAUCAUGACCUCUGGCGGCGACUCGCCAGGCAUGAAUGCCGUCGUACGUGCCGUCGUGCGCAUGGCGAUCCACCUAGGUUGCGAUCCGUACUGCGUCUAUGAGGGCUACGAGGGCCUGGUCCAGGGGAAUGCCUUCAUAAGAAAGAUGGAGUGGGACGACGUCCGCGGCUAUCUCUCCGAGGGUGGCACUCUCAUCGGAACCGCCAGGUGUAUGGCAUUUUUUGAGCGUCCCGGACGUCUUCUCGCUGCCAAGAACCUGAUCCUCCACGGAAUCGAUGCCCUUAUCAUCUGCGGCGGCGACGGCUCUCUGACGGGCGCCGACAGGUUUCGAUCCGAGUGGCCCUCCCUCAUCCAGGAACUCGAGUCGACCGGCCAGCUGCGGGCGGAACAGGUAUAUCCCUAUCGCCACCUCAACAUUGUCGGGCUUGUUGGCUCCAUCGACAACGAUCUCUCCGGAACCGAUGCCACUAUUGGCGCGUACUCUGCCCUAGCUCGUGUGUGUGAGAUGGUCGAUUAUAUUGAGGCUACCGCGUCUUCUCACUCGCGCGCUUUCGUCAUCGAGGUCAUGGGCCGGCACUGCGGCUGGCUCGCCCUGAUGGCGGGCGUAGCCACCGGUGCCGACUUCAUCUUCAUUCCAGAAAAGCCUAGGGAGGAUAACUGGAGGGAAGAGAUGCGCCAGGUCAUCCGCAAGCACCGAGACUGGGGCAAGCGUAAGACCAUCGUCAUCAUCGCUGAAGGCGCCCUCGACAGACACGGGGUCAAAAUCACGCCAGAGAUGGUCAAAGACCUCCUCGCUGAUAAGAAAGGUUUGGCCCUCGACACCCGCAUUACCACCCUUGGCCACGUCCAGAGAGGAGGCACUGCGGUGGCAUACGACCGGAUGCUCGCUACAUUGCAAGGAGUCGAAGCCGUCAAAGCUGUGCUCGAGGCGACACCUGAGACUGAAACUUGCGUCAUCGUUAUUAAUGAGAACAAGAUUGUCCGAAAACCUCUCAUGGCUGCCGUCCAGGAGACGAAGGAAGUGGCCAAAGCCAUCGAGGCCCAGGACUUUGACAAGGCCAUGUCUCUCCGUGAUGCUGAAUUUUCAGACCAGUAUAAGUCGUACACGAUGACAACUACCGUAGGCCUUAACGAGGCCAUCCAUCUAGAUGACUCGAAGCGAAUGAGGAUUGGGUUUAUCAACGUCGGAGCGCCCGCAGGUGGUAUGAACGCCGCGAUUCGUGCAGGCGUAGCUUAUUGCCGAUCUCGUGGACAUGAGCCCGUGGCAAUUCAUAAUGGCUUUGCCGGCUUUGCCCGUCAUCAUGGUGAUAAACCGCUCGGCGCCGUACGACCGUUUGACUGGCUGGAGGUUGAUGGAUGGGCAAGCAAGGGCGGUUCCGAGAUCGGGACCAACCGUGAGCUUCCCGCAGAAUCCGGCAUGGAACUAAUUGCUAGCCUGAUCGAGAAGCACAAAUUCGAUGCCUUGUUCUUAAUUGGAGGUUUCGAGGCUUUCCACUCCAUCUCGCAACUACGCAAGGCUAGAGCUAAGUUCCCCUCGCUCUGUAUUCCGAUGACUCUAUUGCCGGCUACCAUCUCGAACAACGUUCCCGGUACGGAAUACUCACUAGGCUCCGAUACGUGCCUGAACGAACUUGUCGCGUACUGCGAUAAGAUCAAACAGUCUGCGUCGGCCACGCGACGACGGGUCUUCGUAAUCGAAACGCAAGGUGGCCGGUCCGGAUAUGUAGCGGUUCUGGCUGGGUUAGGCGUUGGUGCAAGCGCUGUCUAUAUCCCCGAAGAGGGAAUUAGUCUUGAGAUGCUCAAUGCAGAUGUUAGGCAUCUGAAGGAAGUCUUUAGAAAAGAUCGAGGUCAGUCACGAGCAGGCAGGCUAAUUCUCGUCAACGAGAAGGCAAGCAAGGUUUUUACAGCCAAACUCAUUGCCGAUAUUAUCCGAGAAGAGGCACAUGACCGGUUUGAGUCGAGAGAUAGCAUCCCGGGGCAUGUUCAGCAAGGCGGUGUCCCCUCGGCCAUGGACAGGUGCCGCGCCGUCAGGCUGGCCAUAAAAUGCAUCCAGCACCUGGAGACAUACGGGCCCCAGCCGCAGAAAAACCCUGACAAAAUUAUCAACGACUCUCUGAGUGCCUCGGUCAUCGGUAUCCGAGGUGCGGACGUAGCGUUCUCGCCCAUGGACGAGCUUGAGGAGACGGAAACCGACUGGAAGAACCGAAGGCCGACACAGGCCCACUGGCUCAGCAAUAAGGACGUCGUCGACAUCCUUGGUGGCCGUCCUCAAUACCCACUGCCGGAGAAGAGCCUAGUCGGCCUUAUGGCCAAGGAUGCGAAGCGGGGGCUCAUUCAAGAAUGA